This is a messenger RNA of Anastrepha obliqua, 855 nucleotides long. RefSeq lists its product as uncharacterized. Gene Ontology annotation, molecular function: catalytic activity. The transcript is spliced from 3 exons. The record is from RefSeq and is a predicted model, not a curated record. The coding region runs from base 1 to 855 and encodes 284 amino acids. NCBI's taxonomy places the organism in Eukaryota, Metazoa, Arthropoda, Insecta, Diptera, Tephritidae.
AUGUUUACGCGAAUGAUAGCAUCGGGCAACAUAGUCUCCGGUCUAAAGUCAAACAACUACAACACAUACAUCCCGAUUGUAAAAAAUAAGGUAAGAACAGUGAUAUUGGUCAAAAAAAGUAUAUGUUCUUACAUUGAUAACAAUCUCUCUUCAGACGAUCUGACAGUGGUGGCGCUGGAGGGCUGCAAGGAUGAGACGCUACUCUUUGGGUCCUGCUAUAUGCCACAUGAUGGAGAAGCACCACAGACGGAACUUCGGAAGCUGGUAGAAACAGCUGCCAGAAAGAAGCACGCUCUGGUGGUAGGAACGGACGCAAACGCACAUCACACGGUCUGGGGAAGUGCAGAUAUAAACGACCGAGGUGAGUCACUAUUUACCUAUAUUCUUCAAAGUAGCCUAGAAAUAGCUAAUAGAGGUGAAGAACCAACAUAUGUGGGACCAACCUCGAAGAAUGUACUCGAUUUAACACUCUACACAAGCAGGCAUGUUAUGGUUCAGGAAUGGGAAGUGUUGAGUAGGCCCUCAUUCUCUGAUCACAGAUACAUAAGCUUUCAGGUCAUAUUCCGCUCAAAGAACAAGAUUACAUCCUUUAGAAAUCCUAAGAAUACGAACUGGGACUUGUAUAGGGAUAUACUAUCAAAAACACCAAUGAUACCCCGGAAAUACAAGUCACACGUCGCACUUGAGAAAGGGGUUGAAUUGUUUGCAACUACUCUCGUCAAAGCCUUUAAAAGAUCCUGCCCUCCAACACGUAAUAAACGCAAGGUGAAGCCUCCCUGGUGGAACAGGGAAUUAGGAGCACAAAGAAGAGAUCGUGAUCUCAUCGAGGAGGACGAGAGUAAUGACAGGCCAUAG